AUUCAACCUUUAAUCAAUCGAAUUCUUGAACAUGUACGCCAGAAUCGCUUUAGCAGCCCUACUUGUAUGUGCUCUGUACGAUGGAGCCUACGCUAAUUUAGUAAACUGUGAAGAUCUCAACGAACCUGGUGUACUUGUAAGUUGGCUUUAUGAAGAAGCUCCACCAAAAGAGAACUUCACACUUAGAGCACCUGAAUAUGGAUAUACAGACUCGCCAAUCUCAUGUAUAUUUUUUGAUGCCCCUUCAGAUCUUUACAAUGUUGAAAUAUCAGACGGUGGUCUAGGUUGGCAAUACGUCGAAUUACAAAUUACACCAGUCGAGAAUCUCGAGGACGAUCGUCACCACCACCAUGAUGAUGACGAUGAUGACAAGCUCUAUUAUCAAUUAAGCGUUUUCAGACGACCAGAUAAUGAGAAUAUUGCCUAAGUUAUGAUGUAAAUCUGCUACUUUUAUUUUAUGAUAAAUAAAAAGCAUUUGUCA
Messenger RNA from Diorhabda sublineata, 481 nucleotides. RefSeq lists its product as uncharacterized. The transcript has 3 exons. The coding region runs from base 32 to 427 and encodes 131 amino acids. The record is from RefSeq and is a predicted model, not a curated record. Lineage: Eukaryota; Metazoa; Arthropoda; Insecta; Coleoptera; Chrysomelidae.